Penicillium maclennaniae is the source of this 966-nucleotide messenger RNA. Its product is annotated as 5'/3'-nucleotidase SurE. Gene Ontology annotation, cellular component: P-body. The record is from RefSeq and is a predicted model, not a curated record. Lineage: Eukaryota; Fungi; Ascomycota; Eurotiomycetes; Eurotiales; Aspergillaceae. Gene Ontology annotation, molecular function: hydrolase activity. The transcript is spliced from 3 exons. The coding region runs from base 1 to 966 and encodes 321 amino acids.
AUGCAUAUUCUGGUAGUCAAUGACGACGGCCCGCCGAAUAAACGGCUCUCACCCUAUGUGCGCCCUCUCGUCGACGAACUCCAACGCGCAGGCCACCUAGUCAGCGUCGCCAUCCCGGCCGCCUCGCGCUCUUGGAUCGGUAAAGCACAUAUAAUCGAAGCCGCAUUGACCGCGCACUCCGUCCACCCGGACUCCUUCAACGACGACGGCACUUGGGAAGAAAGCCAUGAAUCAUCCGAGAACGACUGGGUAGUAAUUGAAAACGGGACACCCGCCAGCUGCGCCCAGCUAGGUCUGUACAACCUUUUUCCGGAUCGGCCGCCUUUCGAUCUGGUGAUUUCAGGUCCCAAUCAUGGCCGUAAUGCUUCGACUAUCUAUAACUUGUCGUCCGGGACUGUGGGUGGUGCGCUAGAGGCUGUUUUCUGUGGAAAGCGCGGUAUUGCUAUCUCUUUUGGUAGCAAGGAUCCGCAGCCGAUGGACAUCAUUGAGGCUGCGGCGCGUCUUGCGGUUAGGACUGUUGAUCAUCUGUGGCGAAAUUGGGAUGAGAGGGUAGAGUUGUACAAUAUCAAUGUACCUAUGCGCAUUGAUGUUGAGACUCAGCCUAUUCUAUAUACGCGCACUUUGCCUUAUUACUGGUCUCGAGGCUGUUUGUAUGCCGAGGCUGGGGAGGCUAAGAGCAAGAUGGUCAAUGGGUUGACGAAUGGUGUCAACAAUGUUAACGGUGAUUCGGAGGAGCAUCGCAAUGGUCAGGUUAAUGGAGUGAAUGGUCAUGCGGAGCAACCGAAGCGUAAAGAGCGCUAUUUCAAGUGGUCCGCCGAUCUGUCGGAUAUGAAGAAGAGACUACAGGAGAGUGAGGAAGGUACAGAUGCGCAUACUGUUUUGAACGGCGCAACGAGUGUCACUGCUCUCCGCGCCAACUUCUGGCAUGUCCCCGGUCUCGAAGGACCUUUGGAUCUGGACCAAUAA